AUGGCUCCUUCGGCUACCUUCAUCGACGUUGAACCACCUACUGUUAUUGGUCCGGCAACCAAGAAGGCCACAAGGCCUUCUUCCGACCUGCCGCAAUCCCUGAUCCAGGGAGCAAAGAUCGCCAAGAGGGAGUCGUUUGAUCCUGCGAAACACUUGAACUACCAACCCCCAAGGUCCAUCUAUACUAUGGAGCAAAUUGGGUUGAAGGGACACGGCAUCUCACCCCACGCGGCCACAGAGCCAUUCCCGCUGUUUACCGAAGAAGCCAUCGCCCAAAUGAGGGCAGAGAUCUUCGACGAGAAGGUGCUUGCUGAGUGUCAAUACUCCUCAACCUUCAACAAGCAUAUGGUUCGGGGAAUGGGCCCAGCUCGUGCCCCUUUCACAUACGACGCCUGGAAAUCCCCAGAAGUCCUGGCAAGAAUCUCCGAGGUAGCUGGCAUAGACCUCGUUCCGUCAAUUGACUUUGAAAUUGCCAACAUCAACAUUUCUAUUCGGGACGAGAACGCGAACACGGAACGCACUGUCGAUCUUAUUUCCUCGGACAAUGAACUCCCGGCUGUCGCCUGGCAUUAUGACAGUUUCCCAUUUGUGUGUGUGACGAUGCUUUCCGAUUGCACUGACAUGGUCGGUGGAGAGACGGCGCUUAGGAUGCCUAGUGGGGAGAUUAUGAAAGUUCGUGGACCGGCUAUGGGAACUGCCGUGGUCAUGCAAGGAAGAUACAUUGAACACCAGGCUCUCAAGGCGCUUGGUGGCCGCGAGCGCAUCAGUAUGGUCACUUGCUUCCGACCAAAGUCGCCUCUGGUUAAAGACGAGACUGUCCUCGUCGGAGUGCGCGGUAUCAGUGACAUCAAUGAGCUUUAUACUCAGUACACUGAGUACCGUCUGGAAAUCCUGGAGGAGCGUAUUCGUCAUCAACAGAAGAAAGAGCGGGAGCGAGUCGUAGCCAAGAGGCCAUUCAACAUUCCCGAGAUGAAACGCUUCCUUACGAACCAGAAGUUGUUCAUUGAGUCGAUGUUGACGGAAAUCCAGGAGGUUGAAUAGGUGCCUAC
Molecule: messenger RNA, 1049 nt
Organism: Aspergillus welwitschiae
Lineage: Eukaryota; Fungi; Ascomycota; Eurotiomycetes; Eurotiales; Aspergillaceae
Exons: 3
Coding region: 1-1041 (346 amino acids)
Source: RefSeq, a predicted model, not a curated record